Molecule: messenger RNA, 871 nt
Organism: Lasiosphaeria miniovina
Lineage: Eukaryota; Fungi; Ascomycota; Sordariomycetes; Sordariales; Lasiosphaeriaceae
Exons: 3
Coding region: 326-871 (181 amino acids)
Source: RefSeq, a predicted model, not a curated record
UCUCCCGCAGCACAGCGUCCAGCCCUCCAUUCAAGACCUCCAUACAACGAGUCGGAAGGGGCGCCGCGUGCUCGACGUUGCCAGAAUCACCCGAGAUCGCUUCCUUAAAGGCACUGUGGGCGCUGCAUUCAUCAAGCCAGCUUCGGAUCGCAGAGUAGUAGUCCUCGGCAGCCAGAUCAGAACCAAAACUGCGUCCUAGGACAUCGCGAUUAGCGGCGGCAGCACUGGCUUGACACACAUUAGCAUCGCUCUAUUUACAACACCAGUACGGAGGGUGCAAUUGCCUGGUUCUGCAGCCACGCUGCGAUAGUCCCGGCGCAAAGAGAUGGAUCCAGAGCUUCUGGUCGGCCACGUUUCGGAGCGUGGCAGUUUCCAGCGGCUCGACCAGGUGGCGCAUCAACAGGCCACAGAAACGACAUCCUGCUUCGGCGCCACGUGCGACAACCUCCACCUCCGCCUGGUAGCCGUCUUCCAGACAGAGGAGGAGGUUGGACUGCAGGCAGCGGCUGCACAGACCGGCCGGCAUGAUUUAGGAGGGAGGGAUGGGACAGAUGGCAGCUGGGCCGCGCUGCAGCACAGAAAAUGCAAGUCGAUCAUGAGUUCGACGGUAUCUCCGCUACGGGUGAGGCUUUACAGCAUCUGGUUAAUGAGUCUUCUGGCAAUUACCUUUGUCACGAGGGUCGUCAUGCUGAUGGUCCUCGGGUCGCUGUCAAACAACGGGCAGCUUGGCCUGCUGCGCGAGCGCCGAGCCGUUACGAGUCCGUUUAUCCACCUCGGCCUCAUGGCCUUGCUGUCCGCACUGUCCAUUCAUGUCAAGGACGCGUCUAGGGAUCUGCUGUGGUAUUUCUUUGUCUGGGUGGUGCCUAAGUAG